GCUCGCUCAGUCUUUGAUAGCCAACUCUCGUGUACAGACCGAUAAGCGCUUAUUGCAAGCUGCCCUCGUCGUCAACGCAGACGCCAAAAAACCCGAACAAUCAAAACAAUCCAAAAUAAUAAAAUAUAUAUGGAACAGAAAACAAUUGACAACAGUGUGAAUGCUUCUUAAUUGAAGGCAACAAAACGCAUUGGGUAAGCCCCAGCAAUAACAACAACAGCAACUACGGCGGCAGCAACAACAACAACAACAACAACAACAGCAGCAGCAGCAACAACAACAACUACAACAACUACAACAAUAAUAACAACCAACAAAUAGUGCAGCAUCAAAAGCAACGGACAGCAGAUUGCAUCCAUUUUGCUCUCUUGCGCUUUGUUAGUGUGUUCUGUGUGCGUGUGCCUGUGUGUGUGAGAGGAAAGAAAAAAACUUGGAAGAAAAAGUGAAACGACCGGCAGCGAAAGCAGCGUGAAAGCAAAGCAAGCAAUAAAUAUAUAUAUAUACAUACAUAUAUAUAUAUAUAUAUAUAUGUACAUAUAUAUACACACACAUACAUAGGCAUAUGUAUUAAUGUGCAUGUAGAAAAUAAAACGCCAAUCAGCGCAAUUUAACAACAACAACAACAACAACAACAACAACAGCAACAGCAGCACAGAGAACAAUAUAAAACAUAUCGAUUAGCAAACAGAUUAGAGAACAAAAACUGAAACAAACAUUUUAUGUGACAUCAAUAAAAUAAAACAAAAGUAGAAAAUUGCAAAAGAUAUUUUGUUAAUUUUCGUAACAGUGUCAACUGGCUGUCAAGCUGACGUUAACAACGCUUAAAAUUGGAUUAUGCUUAGGCACAAACGCAACAGCAGCAACGCCCAACAGAAGACGCACAGCGAGCAUGUGAAGCUGGCCGGUAAACCAGAUGCACUGCAUCCCCAGUUGUAUAGGAAUACGCCCGUCCAGCGUUUACAGUUCAAUCAGCAUUUGAACCAGCGUGUCACGUUCUGCCUGGAGCUCUAUCACAAGAACAUUAUCAAAAAACUAUCCGAGCUUAGGAAGAUUAACGUUUACAAAUUGACCAAAAACGUUUGCCAGACUUAAGAUACUUUUAUUAAAUAAUACAAUACAAAAACAAACUGUGUGCAACAAGUUGUCCAAGUGAAGCUCAAAGUUUUUGUGUGUGUGUGCGUGUGUGUGCGUGUGUGCGCGCAGCUGUAUAUGUGUGCGUGUAUAUACAGUAAAGUUGAAAAUUCGAAUUAAAAAAAAAAA
Molecule: messenger RNA, 1260 nt
Organism: Drosophila virilis
Lineage: Eukaryota; Metazoa; Arthropoda; Insecta; Diptera; Drosophilidae
Source: RefSeq, a predicted model, not a curated record